CCAGCAGGAAAGUUUAAGUUGGGGUACGGGAUCGUACAUUGCCUUUAAAAGCUCUGGGGUCUCCCCAGUUUCUAUCCCUGCACGUAAGAAAAGAAGUCAUUCUCUUUGGUAGGCUUUUUUUUCUUUUAAGCGAACCUUUCUACAACCGCCGCGAACAUACAGUUUUUGACCUAUGAAGGAUCCGUCAAAUCUCGCGAUACGAGCAGCUCGCGGGGACGCUGUCAUGGCUGCUCCUAUAUAUAACCACGGGGUUCUAACCUAAGCCCUUCCCCUACAGGAAAACAACAGCAUGUGUUCUCUUUCACUAGUUGAAGCGACGUUUGUGUCAUAUCGACAACUCUAAAGCCAUUUGAAAGUGUUUCGGUGGAUAGCAAAAUGAAUAACAGAGCAGGUUCCUUUUUGUGGAACCUCAGACAAUGCAGUUCUUUAGUACUAAGCAGAACUGCGAGGCUGUAUCCUGUGGGAUUUUGCAGACCAAAAAGUGUUUAUUCGAACUGGAACCCAAGAAACCUUUUAAAUAACUUCGAUAAUAGAAUGCAAUCAUAUAUAAGAUACCGCUUUCAGGAUGCCUUGAUUUCUAAAUCAGGAGGUAAUCACUUUCAAACAAAAGGCAUAAGCACUCAAACAGUCCUUCCAGUUUACACACUACUUUGUCCUAGAAGACUAUCCUUUGACUCAAAACAGUCUCGUGUCUCUGAUAAUGGAUUGAAGAAAAACUUUCAUCAUGAAGCUUCCAAUGACUAUGUUCUCACCAAGGAAACAAAAUCAACCCCUGUCAACUACAGAAAACUGUCUCAGGAGUGUAAUUCCCUGAGUGAUGUGUUAGAUACAUUUUCAAAAGCACCUACAUUUCCUAGUAGUAACUAUUUCUCAGCGAUGUGGACAAUUGCCAAAAGGAUGUCUGUUGACCAGAGGCGCUUUGAAAAACAACUGAUGUUUAACCACCCUGCGUUUACACAGCUGUGUGAACAAAUGAUGAGAGAAGCCAAGGUCAUGUACUGUGACCACCUGCUGUUCAGUCUUCAUGCUGUGGUGAAGCUUGGAAUUCCUCAGAACACUCUUCUGGUACAGACUUUGCUGAGGGUGGUCCAGGAACGUAUCAAUGAGUGUGAUGAGAAAUGUCUUUCAGUUUUGUCAACUGUUUUAGAGGCAAUGGAGCCAUGCAAGAAUGUGGAUGUUCUUCGAGCAGGAUUGCGGAUAAUAGUUGAUCAACAAAUUUGGAAAAUAGAACAUGUCUUCACCUUGCAAACUGUGAUGAAAUGUAUUGGAAAAGAUGCACCUAUUGCUCUUAAAAAGAAACUGGAGAUGAAAGCCUUGAGGGAAUUAGACAGAUUUUCUCUUUUGAAUAGCCAGCGCAUGUUUGGGGCUCUAGCCACCAUGAAUCAUCGUUCUGUUACACUUCUUAAUGAAUGCAGUAAGGUGAUCAUAGGUAAUAUUCAUGGGUGUCCUUUUAAAAUAUUGAUCAACAUACUGCAGUCUUGCAAAGAUCUCCAAUACCGUAAUUUAGAUCUUUUUAAGGGAAUAGCAGAUUAUGUGGCUACCACUUUUGACAUCUGGAAGUUGAAACAAGUUCUUUUUCUCCUCAUUUUAUUUGAAAACCUUGGCUUUCGACAUAGUGGUUUGAUGGACUUGUUUAUGAAGAAAGUAGUAGAUGAACCUGGCUUCCUAAACAUGAAAAGCACUGUUUCUAUUCUUCACGUGUAUUCUUCUCUCAAUCACCUCCACGAGUGCCAGCCCCGAGAGUUCCUAGAGGUGAUGGCCAGUGCUCUGACUGGUUAUCUUCACCACAUCUCUUCUGAAAACCUAUUGAAUGCUGUGUGUUCAUUUUGCUUGAUGAAUCAUUUUCCUCUGGCCCCUAUCAAUCAGCUUCUUCAAAAGGACAUCAUCAAUGAGCUACUGAUAUCAGGCGACAUGGAGAGGAACGUUCACAAGCUUCAUAUUUUGACAACCUGUCUAAAGCUUGAUGAUGUUCCCUAUCGCAAGGCCAUAGACCUACCACUGCCACUGCCGCCAUCCACACCAUUACAUCCAAAUGCAAAGGUCGCUGAGGCACUCCGUAGCCUUCUGGGAGAAGGGUACUUCUCAGAAAAUGUACAGUUGCCACAUAAUUAUCAUAUUGAUUUUGAAUUCAAAAUGGAUACUAAUAGGAGUCAAGUGCUUCCACUUUCUGAUGUGGAUGUGGUAACUUCUGCUUCAGAUAUUCAAAGAAUAGCCAUACUGUGUGUUCCUAGAUCUAAUUACUGUUUGGAUUCAAAUCACCCCAGAGGAUUCCUUGCUAUGAAAAUGCGGCAUUUGAAAGUAAUGGGUUUUCAUGUGAUCUUGGUCAAUAAUUGGAAGAUGGAAAAGCUAGAGAUGAAGGAUGCAGUCGCAUAUUUGAAGUCUGAAAUCUAUUCAAGUGAAGACCCUCCUGCUUCUGAUGUUAAUUUUCAAAGCACAUGUUAAAGUAAAAAGCAACUUUUUCAUAUUAGGAGACAUAAAUUUGUAAAAAUAAUUUAAUAAAGACUACAAUUCAGUUGUCAAUAGAGUUCAGCUGACUUUUUGAAAAGGUUAGUGCUAAAAGGAAGUUUAGCAGUAAUUUAAUCCACCUCCCUCAUUUAUGUAUGAGGAAGUUAAAGCUCAAAGAAUUGGAUUUUCCUGGAGUCUCAGGCACAUCACUUGGUUCCCACAUCAUUUCAUCCUCUAUUGCUCUUUAGCUUGUGUCUCAAGAAAUUUGGAUGUUGGUUCCAGAUUGGACAUCACCCAGUUUUAUAUGUGUGGCCAAAUGAUUUAUUCCUUAUAAACUUCAGAGCAAGAGUUGAAAAUAUUCUGUUAUUAAAUUAAGAUUCAUCUCCAAA
Molecule: messenger RNA, 2834 nt
Organism: Pteropus alecto (black flying fox)
Lineage: Eukaryota; Metazoa; Chordata; Mammalia; Chiroptera; Pteropodidae
Gene: FASTKD2
Product: FAST kinase domains 2
Exons: 12
Coding region: 376-2442 (688 amino acids)
Biological process (GO): mitochondrial RNA processing; regulation of mitochondrial mRNA stability
Cellular component (GO): ribonucleoprotein granule; mitochondrial matrix
Molecular function (GO): RNA binding
Source: RefSeq, a predicted model, not a curated record